UCCGCUAUUUUCUCUUAAGUCCUUUACUUUUUUGCUUUUAAAAUGUGGCAGAGAAUUAGAGUGCAUAAGCCAUAAUGUUAGAUUCAGACUCUGAUUCUCCUGUUCCCAACGAUAAAGAAGAUGAGGAAUUAGAAGGUGAGCCUUUCCUUACCGCGGGUGUAAGAAAAGGAAAACGUAACCCGAUUCACCACUAUUUUACAUACAACAAGCAAUCCAACAAAAGCAAAUGUGACACUGUGUUGUGUGGAGUCGAAUUAUCUGGUAAAAACACGACAAACUUGAUAAAUCACCUCAAGAAAUCUACCCACAAAAAGGAUUAUUUGAAGUAUUUGAAAGAUGUAUCAGACAAGAAGGAAACACCAAGUGAGAAAGCGAAGAAACAAAAUUUGUCGAAGAAUGAGAAACAUAAACAAGUAACACUUGAUCAGAUCGCUUUAAAAAGGAAAUACUAUUCCAACAAAUGUAAACAACAAAUCAUCCUUCGGAAGAAACUUGCAUUCUAUGCUGCUACUUCUUCUUUCCCCACAUCCCAAUGUGAAAACCAAGAUUUCAAUAACUACAUUCAUAAUUUGGAUCCACGACAUCGAUUACCAUGCCGACAACGACUUACAAAAGACAUUGUCGAACUAGCCAAGAAAGGUAGACUUCUCAUCAAAAAAAGAAUUCAUGCUGCCCUCACCAAACAAAUGGCCACCGCCGACAUUUGGUCCAAAAAAGGCCUAUCAUCAUCCUACUUAGGCGUUACUCUACAGUAUAUCAACACGGAUUACGCCAUUGAGAAAGUUGUUCUCGAAUUGGCUUCCUUUCCUCCACCCCAUGCUGGGAAUGCAGUGGCUGAACUUGUCCAAAAAGUCUUUCUCAAUUGGGACUUAAAAGUUCCCAUCAUAGUAACAGACAACGGAAGUAAUAUGAUUAAGGCGUUUAAACAUGUUAAAGCUAAUCAUGUCAAGGAAGUCAUUGAUAGUGUCGCUAUGAACUCAAUUGAUCAAGAGGAAGAAUCCGAGCCGAAUUUGUAUUCUGACAUGUCAGAUGUGGAACUUGAUUUUGCUGAAGUUGAAGAAGAAGACUUCUCUGAUGCUCUCGCGCAAGAUAUUAUUUCUUCGUCCUAGACAAGAGAUGAUAUUGAUUUACUCGACGAAAACGACGACAACACAACCAUUGAAAUCGAGAACGAUCAGGUAGAAUUCUUGCAAUUUGAGGUGCAAGUAACCCAGCAAUUGCAGGCCAUUUUUCCUCAACUACAUGGAGAAACUGACGAAGAGUACUUGAAAAGACUAUCUUGUAUCUCACAUAAACUUCAAUUAGUGAUGUCCACUUUUGACAAGUACAAAACCCAAAAAUCUUUCAGACCAUCAAACGAUGGAUCGCACAGAGCGCCAAACAUUCAAACCGUUCCUGCUUUCACCAACGUUAUCAAGCAAGCUAGAAAAUUGGUCAGCAAGACCAACACGUCUUCGGUGGCAACACCUGGUCUCAUAGCUCUUUCUGGUAAAGAAUUAUUGAGCGAUGUCUCAACCAGAUGGUCUUCAAACUAUUUAGUGUUUUCUCGCUUGUACGAGUUGCGCCAUUUUGUAAAUACCAUUUGUGAAGAAAUGGGCUGGGACAGUUUGUCGGUUACUUCUUGGAGAAUGUUGAAGAACAUCAUUGAUUUAUUGGAACCUUUUGCUGCCUUCACACAACUAGUAAGUGCGGAUAAGAACGCAACUUUUUCAUCAGCCUUUCUUUGUAUUGAGGAGUUGAAGCUCCACCUAGAAAAGUGUUCUGGCAUCACGGGUUUAAAUGGCGUGGCAACUGCUAUGCUGGAAGAUCUCAAAAGAAGAUUUAAUUUCAUGUCUGAUGAAAGAGAUCCUGAUUUUGACGGCUCCUACCUUCUAGCGACUUACCUCGACUGUAAUCACAGAAUUCACGUCAUUGAAGAUCUCAAUAUUCAGUCUCUCGUUGUUAAGCAUGUAGUAAACAUUGCCAAGCAAAUGGGGUUGCCGUACUCCGCUACUCCAACUCCAGGAACAGAGCCUCCUAUUAUUCCAACUUCUAGCGAUUCUACUCAAGCAUUAGAACAAGAAAAAGAAGAUACUGGCUACAACAACUUGAAUACGUCUUCUUUUCGUUUGUUAAUGAAAAAAAGAGCCACCAGAUUCUCAAAUGAAUUCUCAUCUCGCUCAUCAUCAGCCAUGUCUGGCAGUUCGACUUCUACUCAACUUGAUCCUGAUAUUCAACGUCCAAAUAUUGAAAAGGAACUUUUAGACUACUUGCUUUUUGCAAAUCACGAAUUUGAUCUUUCUAAGGAUCCACCAGUUCAAGAUGUGAUCUCUUACUGGAAGGAUUUGUCUGGUCGUUUUCCCUAUUUAUCCAAACUGGCCUUUAAUUUACUGGUUAUACCAGUGUCUUCUGCUUCAUCUGAACGUGAAUUUUAAAUUGCCGGAUGGCACUGCCUUGGACGCAAAAAUAGGACGGAGGAAGAAGUUCUAGCUGCAAAAGUCUUCCUCACAUGCAAUAGGGAUUUAUUGAGGCCUUUGCUUUUUUAAUUGGGAAUUUUUUCUUUGGUCUGUUUGUGUUUAUUUAUAAUCAGCAGUUUCUGUUUUUCUCCGUUUUCUUUCAUUGUUCAACACAGCAAUUUUCAA
Daphnia magna is the source of this 2621-nucleotide messenger RNA. RefSeq lists its product as uncharacterized. Bases 1308 to 2414 code for a protein of 368 amino acids. The record is from RefSeq and is a predicted model, not a curated record. The transcript is spliced from 3 exons. Lineage: Eukaryota; Metazoa; Arthropoda; Branchiopoda; Diplostraca; Daphniidae. Gene Ontology annotation, molecular function: protein dimerization activity.